Messenger RNA from Anastrepha obliqua, 1362 nucleotides. RefSeq names its product arrestin domain-containing protein 3-like. Gene Ontology annotation, cellular component: cytoplasm. The transcript is spliced from 3 exons. The record is from RefSeq and is a predicted model, not a curated record. Bases 2 to 928 code for a protein of 308 amino acids. Lineage: Eukaryota; Metazoa; Arthropoda; Insecta; Diptera; Tephritidae. Gene Ontology annotation, biological process: protein transport.
GAUGCCGGCAUGCAAAUUUAAUCUUGAGAGGGAUCCGCCGGUGUAUAUGUGUGGCGAAAAAGUGGUCGGUUAUGUAGAAGUGACAUUUGUCAAGGAUAGAUUACUCGAAGAUAUACGCAUAAUUUUUCGUGGCAUGGCUACAGUGAGUUGGGUUGACACCAUGACACGUUUUCCCAAAUUGUAUUCCGGUGAGGAGACAUAUAUGGAAAUGGAAACGAUCGUCUUUCAAGGUGGUCCCCUACUGGCCGACACAUAUAGAUACAAUUUUUACUUUCAUGUACCGGAUGUCUGCCCAACAACUUGUACUACCGAUAUUGGUAAAAUUUUUUGUGAAUUAAUAGUACUUGUGAGUUUCGAAAAUGAGGGCAAGAGUAAGUUCCCCACCGAAAUUAUGGUGAUCCAAACGGUCGAUAUUGAAAAAGUACCAAACGCAAUGCUGCCAGUCGAAUGCAGUGAUGAAAUGUUUUUCUGCUGUUGGCCUUGUGCUGCCGGUCCAGUCGCCGUGUAUUUGAAAUCAGCACGUUAUGCCUAUAUACCCGGCAAUACCAUCGAGUUCAGCAUUGGGCUGACUAACAAGUCGAAACGUUUUAAAUUUCGCACUACUCUGACCACUUACCUCAUACAGGUUUACAAAUACAUCGCAGAGGAACCACGCCAUCGUUCGCGUUACAUAUCGUAUAUCUUGAAUAGCGUCAAAAAGCAUAUCAUUGUGGAGUCGGGGGAUAUGGCUGUACUGGACGAUCAAUUCUCUGUGCCACCUCUACCACCAUCCACCCAGGGUAAUCACAUAAUAUCCAUUAAAUACGAACUCCGUCUGGAGAUGCGUAUCAAUGCGGUCUCACGUUCAACGACGAGUUUGGACCUACCCAUCGUGAUAGGUACAACCGUGGAAAGUGCAGCCGCGCAUACUGUGUUAGUGAAUAAAUGAAAAACACAAUUUUCCUCUAGAUAGGGAGGCAAAGAAGUAGGUGCUGGUAGUACAUACGAGUUCAUACAUACAUACUUUUUUGGUAUGCUUCACGCCCACUGUCAGUGCUUUCGCUAUAUAUAUUAAUUACUAUAUGUGUAAAGCUCAAAGCAGAAAAAUACUUGCUUAUAAGCAACAUUUUCUGACUGAAAUCGAACUAGUCCCAAAAAGACUAAAUUUGUACCGAUUAUAAAGCGAAUGAAUGGCUUGAAUACUACUUUAUUUGAAUUAAAUUUUUAAUUCACUUAAAUUUUUUGUAAGCCAUUAAAACGAGUGCAUAUAAACUCACUCACGAGUGCCCACUCAAAAGAGGAUAACUUCCUCCGAUAUAUAAGAUUUGGUAUAGAAAAAAAUAGCCGCUCAAGGGAGUUGAUGGCUAGUAAAUGUGCCCGUUA